Messenger RNA from Dracunculus medinensis (Guinea worm), 1797 nucleotides. NCBI's taxonomy places the organism in Eukaryota, Metazoa, Nematoda, Chromadorea, Rhabditida, Dracunculidae. The record is from the annotation of a GenBank genome assembly.
UCAUUUGGUGUUACAACUUGUGCACUUUUAUGUUCAACAAGUAAAACGCCAGACGUAUCAAAAAUGAGCGAAAAAGAAUUGGAAUUAUAUAAAUUGUACCGCCCUGAACGAGAAGUACCAAAGAUUCGUGGAACCGAUUUACUAAAGGAUCCUCGUUUAAAUAAGGGUAUGGCAUUCGGCCUCAAGGAACGACAAUAUCUCGGCCUUCAUGGAUUACUGCCUCCAGCUUUCAUGACCGAAGAACAACAACUAUAUCGUGUUAUUUCAAAACUUCGAGCUCAACCGAAUGAUUUGGCCAGAUAUGUUCAACUUGACGGUUUACAAGAUCGCAAUGAAAAAUUAUUCUACCGAGUUAUAUGCGAACAUGUUAAAGAACUAAUGCCAAUCGUUUAUACUCCAACAGUUGGCUUAGCGUGUCAAAAUUUUGGUUAUAUCUAUCGAAAACCAAAAGGCAUUUAUGUAACAAUCAACGAUGAUAGCAUAAGUAAAAUUCAUCACAUUCUUAGCAAUUGGCCAGAAAACGAUGUGAGGGCCAUCGUCGUCACUGAUGGUGAAAGAAUUCUUGGUUUGGGUGAUUUGGGCGCAUAUGGUAUUGGUAUACCCGUCGGCAAACUUGCUUUAUAUGUGGCCUUAGGCGGUGUGCAACCGAAAUGGUGUCUUCCAGUUCUGUUGGACGUUGGCACCAAUAAUGAGAAAUUACUGAAUGAUCCGUUUUACAUCGGUUUACGUCGUCAACGAGUUCGUGGUGAAGCUUAUGUGAAAUUCGUUGAUAAUUUUAUGAAGGCUGUCACCAAGAAGUUUGGCCAAAAUACACUCGUCCAAUUCGAAGACUUUGCCAAUGUUAAUGCGUAUCCUUUCCUUGAUCGAUAUCGAAAUAAAUACACAGUAUUUAAUGAUGAUAUCCAAGGAACGGCUGCGGUUUGCCUUGCUGGGCUUCUUUCGUCUGUUCGAUCCGUUAACAGAUUGCUGUCGCAGGAGAAAAUUGUAUUCCUUGGUGCUGGAGCUGCAUCAACUGGCAUUGCCGAUCUCAUUGUAAUGCAAAUGGAAAGUGAAGGAUUGUCGAAAGAAGAAGCACGAAGUCGAAUAUUUUUAAUGGAUAGUAAAGGUCUAAUUACAAAAACAAGAUCGGAACCAAUCAAGGAAAUGCACAAUCGUUUUGCUAAAAAUAUACCACCAACAAAAUCCUUGCUUGAGGUGAUUAAAACCGUUCGACCGACGGCCAUUAUAGGAGCGUCAACGAUUAAGGGUGCUUUCACCGAAGAAAUCAUUCGUACCAUGGCCAAAAUCAAUGAACGACCUAUAAUAUUCUCUCUGUCGAAUCCGACCAAUAAAUCGGAAUGCACAGCAGAAGAGGCUUACCGCUUUACAGAUGGACGAGUAUUAUUCGCGAGUGGCAGUCCAUUUCCAAACGUGGAACUGAAUGGGAAAAUUUUCAAACCGGGACAGGGAAAUAAUUCGUACAUUUUCCCCGGGGUGGCUCUCGGAAUAAUAUUGUUCAAAAAAGUUGCUUCAUGUGUGAGCGACCACGAUUAUUCCGUCGGGCGAAUAUUUCCACAUCUGAAGAGAGUGCGCGAGAUUUCCAUACAAAUAGCUGUCGAAAUGGCGAAAUAUUGUUACAAAAACGGCACAGCUGAUUUAUAUCCACAACCCGAGGAUUUGGAGCAAUUUGUUAGAGCGCAAAUAUACUCCACAUCUUAUGACGAAAUGAUUAAUGUUACAUAUGACUGGCCAACAAAUGAUAUGAAGCAUGGAUUUCCCGUACCGCCACGUAAUUACGAUAGCGCCGAAGAUGAGUGA